Messenger RNA from Apus apus (common swift), 2378 nucleotides. It is a transcript of the gene SEC22A, whose product is annotated as SEC22 homolog A, vesicle trafficking protein. Gene Ontology annotation, biological process: endoplasmic reticulum to Golgi vesicle-mediated transport. The transcript has 8 exons. The record is from RefSeq and is a predicted model, not a curated record. NCBI's taxonomy places the organism in Eukaryota, Metazoa, Chordata, Aves, Apodiformes, Apodidae. The coding region runs from base 543 to 1469 and encodes 308 amino acids.
GGGCAGCGCGCGCCCCUCCUCCCGCGCCGUUGCCGGGCGACGCGGCCCGCGCGCGCUCGGGGCCCGCCCGCCGGGGCUGCCGCCGCCGCCGCCGCCGCAGGCCCCGCGCCUGCCCGGGCCCCCGGGCCGGGGUCCCCGAACCCGUUCGGCUCCAGGGCCGCAGCGCGGGGCUCCCGGUGCGGGGCUGGCGCUGCGGAGCGGAGCGACUUGCCACCGGUACCGCCGCCUUCCGGGCCGCCGCCCUCCCGGGGGCGUGGGUCCGGCCGCUGGAGCCGUCGGGUCGCUUGGAUAGCUCAACAUGAACUUUAAGCAUCGAGAUCAACUAAAAAGUCAACAGAACAGUAUUUUUCCUUCUGAGAGCUGGCUACAGGAUUCUGAGUUUCUCCUGCAGUGCUGUCCAAUUCAUUACCUUUUCCUAAAACAGGACAUGGAGCUGUGUUCCUUUCUGUACAUUAAGUGCUAAUGAAGUUAUAUCUUUCAUCAGAGGAAAUGCAGAUCCAGGGAAUUACAUUUUGUGCAAGUGGCUGUUAGCUCUGUUGGCAAUGUCUAUGAUUUUAUCUGCCUCUGUGGUCCGUGUGAGGGAUGGACUCCCACUGUCUGCAUCUACUGACUAUGAUCAGAGCACGGGAAUGCAAGAAUGUAGAAAAUAUUUUAAAAUGCUCUCAAAGAAACUUUCUCAGCUUCCUGAUAGAUGUACGCUGAAAACUGGGCAGUAUAACAUAAACUUUAUCAGUUCUCUGGGAGUAAGCUAUAUGAUGCUGUGCACUGAAAAUUAUCCCAGUGUCCUGUCUUUUUGCUUCCUGGAUGAGGUUCAGAAAGAAUUCAUCACUACCUACAAUAUGAUGAAGACAAACACUGCUGUCAGACCGUACUGUUUUAUAGAGUUUGAUAAUUUCAUUCAGAGGACCAAACAGAGGUACAACAACACACGGUCUUUGUCAACAAAGAUGAAUCUGGCUGACAUGCAGACAGAAAUCAAACUGAGACCACCUUAUCAAAUUUCCGUGUCAGAGCUUGGUUCAGCUAAUGGAUUUGCACAUUUAUCUGGGACAGAAUAUAAGGGUACUGGUAAGAUAUCUGCAGCUCCUCAUCAGCGACUAGAAGCUGUGACUCUGCCAGGGAUUGUCUCAUUUGUACUCAGUCUGCUCUGUGGGGCUUUGAAUUUAAUUCGUGGCUUUCAUGCUAUAGAAAGUCUUCUCCAGAAUGAAGGUGAAGAUUUCAGUUACGUUAUUGCAUUUUUUCUUGGAACAGCAGCUUGCUUGUACCAGUGUUACCUGUUUGUAUACUACACAGGCUGGAGGAAUGCCAAAUCCUUCCUGACUUUUGGGUUAAUUUGCUUGUGCAACAUGUACCUGUAUGAACUGCGCAACUUGUGGCAGCUCUUCUUUCAUGUGACUGUGGGAGCAUUUUCUACCUUACAAAUUCGACUGCGACAACCACAGGGAAAGUCCCCUGAUUACAACGUCUGACAAGUCCUGCAACGUUUAGAGGCAGUCUUGUUCCAACAGUUACUCACUCUCAGGAAUGUAAAGCUGUUCUCCAGAAGAAGAAACUGAAUGGGACUUUCUUCUUUCUUUUGUUUGUGCGUCUUUUUUUUUUUUUUUUUAAGAUGCCUGUGGACAUUUUCCAGUUGAUAACUAAACAUUUAUUAUUUUUUUUUCCCCUGAAGGAGGACAUGAAAGAAUAUGGAACUAGAGCAGGAAAAUGGAUCAUAUCCGUGCAGUUAAAUGUAUGUAGGGGCACUGAGAUCAGGGAAUUGGGUUGGUGGCAUAAAAAAGCUUCAUUCAAAAGUCUGUUAAUGGAAGGAAUGCAUGGAGUCUGUCUUCCGUGUAUCAUGCAAGCUCUUCACUUCCAAAAUCAGUUUUGCCUUUGUGAGGCAGUAGGAGAUAGGCUAAAUAAAUAAUAAUAGUGCUGUUGCAUAUUAGCAAACUAGAUUUGGAAUAUGUAAGAUAUUAAAUUUUGGAAAGUUUCGUUUAACAUUGACAUAUAUGUGAAUGUUUUCUUAAUUAAAAUGUAACCUGGAAACUGUCUUUCUGGGCAUCAGCUUUAUGGCACCUGUGGCCCUCUGUCUAGUGCUAUAAAUACUUCAACAUUUAUUCAUUUAUUAUUUUCUUUUAAUUAUCCUUUGAAAGUGAUCUGUGUGGACAGCUUUUCUUUUUAGUAAUUAUUCAGAAAGUUCUGCCACUUAACCCAGGAGUUUUGCACGUUUCCUCUGGUUGAAAGGUUGAAAGGAAAUGGAUUGGUGAGUAAAUGGAGUGACUUGUACUUGUUGGAUUGUUCUUCUUUUAUAUGCUUUUAGAAAUGGAUGAGUAAUUAGCUCAAACCUGAGAUAAAACAAUUGUUGAAAGAAAAUAAUAAAUUGGUCUGAUUAGCUUAAA